AAGCGAAGCAAGCAAAGGCCAAUAAAGGAUCAGGGGACAGGGUAACGUGCACGCAAUAAGAAAUCCAUCCAACCGGACGUGCGUAGCAGAGUGGCACAAGAAUGCAAGAUCAGACGACGAGCUCGCUGCCCUCCAGCAGUGAGAGGUCUUCGAGCUCAGCGCCGCAAACGGAAGCCAGACAAGGCACCCAUACCACUCUUGUUUUUCGAGUUCUAUUUUCCUGCUUGAUUCUUUUUUUUUUUGCAUUUUAGUUGCUUGAUGAUUCCGUUCUCGAUCGAUCACUUCAUUUCACCAAGCAUGUUCUUCUCACUUUGUUCUUGACUCUUUCAUUUUACUUGGUGUUAUAAAGGUGUUUCUCUUCUUUAGUUUUAAUUUCCUCUUCUUUAUGCAAAAGAAGCUUAUUUGUCUUGUAAAUUUAUAGGUGAAGUAUUUCUUUUACGUCGAUCAGCAUGCGUGCAUACGAGGCUAGCUAGCUGACUGGUUUGAACCGGGCCGCGGUGCAGGGAUGGAGAGCGAUGAGGAGAUCAGGAGGGUGCCGGAGUUCGGCCUGGAUCAGGCCGGCCCGUCGACGUCAGGCACGUCGUUGGAGCGCGCCCAGUCGUCGUCCGCGGCACAGGCCGCCAGCGCGCGCCGCCGCUGCCGCAGCCCGGCCGACAAGGAGCACCGCCGCCUCAAAAGGUUGCUACGAAACCGGGUGUCGGCUCAGCAGGCACGGGAGAGGAAGAAGGCGUACAUGAGUGAGCUGGAGGUGAGGGUGAAGGACCUGGAGAAGAGGAACUCGGAGCUGGAGCAGAGGCUCUCCACGCUGCAGAACGAGAACCAAAUGCUUAGACAGGUACUGAAGAACACUGUAAACCGAAGAGGGCCAGUAGUGGCAGUGCCGGUGGAGACAGCAAAUAGCUGACCUCCGGAAACUUCUAUAGUUGGAAGAAAGCAGGGCAAUACCUCUUGACGAUUAAGGUUGAAUUGGCUCCUUGCCUACUCUCCUGAUUGAUUGAGUUUGUUAAUUUAGAUGAAGUUCUUAGAUCUAGAGAACGUUACGUGCUGCAUAUGUGCAUGUCUUCAAUCCGCUUUGGAACUUUUGUAGUUGUAUGUACUAGUGUCGCUCUCUACGUACACCGUUGGCCGCCCUGCCAAAAUGUAAUGCGUAAUCCCGGCCGUAUAUAUGUAGAUUGUACUUAAUACGUAUACGGCAUGAAU
This is a messenger RNA of Phragmites australis (common reed), 1200 nucleotides long. Its product is annotated as transcription factor HY5-like. Gene Ontology annotation, biological process: response to red light; positive regulation of transcription by RNA polymerase II; red or far-red light signaling pathway. Gene Ontology annotation, molecular function: DNA-binding transcription factor activity, RNA polymerase II-specific. The transcript has 3 exons. Gene Ontology annotation, cellular component: nucleus. The record is from RefSeq and is a predicted model, not a curated record. NCBI's taxonomy places the organism in Eukaryota, Viridiplantae, Streptophyta, Magnoliopsida, Poales, Poaceae. Bases 506 to 904 code for a protein of 132 amino acids.